AAAAUAAAAUAAAAUAAAUGUCUCUAUGUAACUGAAAAACAUAAAAUAAAAUAAAAUAAAAUAAAUGUCUCUAUCAAACUCACGCGUCAACGACUUCAUCAGCUUCCAUACAGAGAUAGACUCUCACACUGUCAAAGUCUCACACUGUCACACACAGAGAUAGACUCCACACUACAAAUUCUCCCCAUAAUCAUUAUUCUCCUCAAAAUGCAUUCUUUAAGUUGAAAUGCUGCAAAAUAGCUUUUGGGGUUUUCAUUCUUAACUUCCUCUUUAAUCAGAAUCAUCACAAGGAAACAUGAAUCAUUUUGAUAAAGAUGAAAUUCCGAUGCUGUCAGAAUCACCUACUCAACGAUCUGAUGAACCUCAGGAUUCUACAUUCCGAAGAAACAUAUCAAGUACACGAAGUGCUUCAUCAAGUACACGAAGUGCUUCAAUCUCUAUUCCAAUGGCUUCUCUGGAUCAAUAUGAGAGACAGCCGAAUCUUGUCAGACAUACUGGUCCACUUCGUACUGCGAGGAAAACUCCGUUGGGGCAAAUGAGUGGUCCCUUAUAUGCAACUCCUGCAACUGGAAAUCCUUUUCAGAAUAGUAUAGUAGUGGCAGGAAAGAAAGUAGGAGAGAACAAGACAGAGAAGUUUGAUGGCACAGAUGAACAUCGUUGGAAUGAUAAUGACUACGACAAAAAAAAUGAGCACUUGUUGAGGUCUGGACAACUCGGAAUGUGUAGUGAUCCUUAUUGCACUACUUGCCCUACUUACUUCAAGGUUUCUCAGCAAACAAAUCAAAGAGCUUCCGUUAUACUUGAUCCCAAGUUCCACAAUUCUCUUUAUGGCGACGCCAAAGGAGAUACCAAAGGUUAUGGGAGAAAACUUUAUUCUUUCUGUUCUUCAUGUAUUCCUGGAGUUAUGAACCCUCAUAAUAAAGUUGUACAACAUUGGAACAAGUUUUUGGCCAUAUUUUGCUUGGUCGCAAUUUUUGUUGAUCCAUUAUUUUUCUUCUUAAUUUAUGUGAACAAGGAUGAGAAAUGUAUAUGUAUCAACUGGACAAUGGCAAACACGCUUGUUUCAAUUAGAAGCAUAACUGAUAUUGUGUAUUUCUUGAAUAUUCUUCUCCAGUUUAGGUUGGCAUAUGUUUCUCCCGAUUCAAGGGUGGUUGGUGCUGGUGAUUUAGUUGACCAUCCCAAGAAGAUUGCUCUUAAUUACAUUAAGAGCUAUUUUUUCUUUGACUUGUUUGUUGUAGCACCUCUUCCUGAGAUAAUGAUAUUUUUUAUCCUACCAAUAUCCUUGGGGUUAUUAGGAGCAAAUUAUACGAAGAAUAUUCUACGUCUAGCGAUCCUUGUACAAUAUAUUCCCAGAUUAUUCAGAUUUUUGCCUCUGCUAAUUGGCCAGUCUCCAACAGGAUUCAUAUUUGAGUCAGCUUGGGCAAAUUUCAUUAUAAAUCUUCUCAUUUUUAUGCUAUCUGGCCAUGUCGUUGGUUCAUGUUGGUACCUCUUUGGUCUACAGAGGGUUAACCAAUGUUUGCGAGAUGCCUGUCAUCUUUCUGAACUAGUGGGAUGCAAGGAAUUGAUUGAUUGUGAUGCUAAUGCGCCUAAUGAAACAGCUCCGCAGUGGAGAAACAAUACUCGCGCUAAUGAUUGUUUGAAUCCCACAUCUGGUGUUUUUGCUUAUGGAAUCUAUGGCUCUGCCGUACAACUUACUAUAGAAACUAGGGUGAUUAACAAAUAUGUGUAUGCCUUGUUUUGGGGAUUCCAGCAAAUCAGUACUCUAGCUGGUAAUCAAACCCCGAGCUAUUUUGUGUGGGAAGUCCUCUUUACAAUGUCUAUCAUAGGAUUGGGACUCUUGCUUUUUGCGCUUCUCAUUGGAAACAUACAGAACUUUCUUCAGUCUCUUGGACGGAGGAGGUUAGAAAUGCAACUUAGAGGCCGUGAUGUUGAGCAAUGGAUGAGCCAUCAUCGCUUACCAGAAGAUCUUAAAAGGAGAGUACGGCAGGCUGAACGGUAUAGUUGGGCUGCAACAAAGGGUGUUCCUGAGAAAAUGGUUCUCAAUAAUUUGCCAGAAGAUCUCCAGACAGACAUAAGACGCCACCUCUUCAAAUUUGUUAAAAGUGUUCGAAUUUUUUCCCUGAUGGAUGAGGAUGAGCCUAUCUUAGACGCCAUUCGUGAGAGACUAAUUCAGACGACAUACAUUAAAGGAAGUAAAAUUUUGAGUCAGGGAGGUCUCGUACAGAAGAUGGUAUUUAUUGUGCGUGGAAAAUUGGAGAGCAUCGGAGAAGAUGGUAUUCCAGUUCCGUUAACCGAAGGGGAUGCUUGUGGUGAAGAACUUCUAAGAUGGUAUCUUGAACAGUCUUCUGAAAGCAAAGAAUGUAAAAAAGUAAAGCUUCAAGGACAAGGGUUGACUAGUGAUAGAACAGUAAGAUGCUUAACCAAUGUAGAGGCAUUUUCACUCCGCACUAAAGACAUUGAAGAAGUCACAACUCUUUUUGCAAGAUUCUUGCGGAGCCCUCGUGUUCAAGGAGUCAUAAGGUAUGAAUCACCAUACUGGAAAUCACUUGCAGCAAACAGAAUUCAGGUUGCAUGGAGAUACAGGAAGAAGCGUCUAAAUCGAGCAACUACCACAUAAAAUGAUUAUCAAACAUUGAAAUCAUAGGCUAGCUAGCUGUACUUUAAUGUUUGAUUGAUUCACUACAUUGAAUCCUUGGAAUAGAAUAGUGGUGGUAUAUUGCUUAUAGGGAGUUAUGAAGUAGAUACCAUAUAAUGAAUUUAUUGUAUAUGUAAAUAAAUAUAUCCACGAACAUUUUGAUUUAAGGUAUGAAAAGAAAAUCUGAUUCUUUUAUUUUUAUAAAAGAAAA
This is a messenger RNA of Trifolium pratense (red clover), 2846 nucleotides long. Its product is annotated as probable cyclic nucleotide-gated ion channel 20, chloroplastic. Gene Ontology annotation, molecular function: monoatomic ion channel activity. The transcript has 13 exons. Gene Ontology annotation, biological process: monoatomic ion transport; transmembrane transport. Gene Ontology annotation, cellular component: membrane. Lineage: Eukaryota; Viridiplantae; Streptophyta; Magnoliopsida; Fabales; Fabaceae. Bases 296 to 2617 code for a protein of 773 amino acids. The record is from RefSeq and is a predicted model, not a curated record.